This is a messenger RNA of Funneliformis mosseae, 699 nucleotides long. The record is from the annotation of a GenBank genome assembly. NCBI's taxonomy places the organism in Eukaryota, Fungi, Glomeromycota, Glomeromycetes, Glomerales, Glomeraceae.
AUGACUGAUUUGCUUUUGAUAGAACAGUUUACUACUGCUUAUACAUUUCUUAAUGAUCAUCCUGAAAUUAAUUUAUCUAAUGAAACAAAACUUAAAGCAAGUAACCUCUAUGGUCAUUAUAAAGUUGUAACAGUAGGCAAAAACGAUACAGCAAAACCAUCUUUAUGGGACCUUAGAGGAAGAGCUAAAUGGGAUGCAUGGAAAGAAGUUGAAAAUACUCCUGCAGAAGUUGCCAUGCAAAUAUAUAUUGAAACUCUAGAACAAGCAAACAUUGAACAAGAAAGAAUGACUUAUGUUUCUACAAUGUGCUAUGAAAUGGAAGAGGAAGAUAAUAAUAAAGAAGAUGAUAUUUUUUCAUAUACAAAGAAAGGUAAUAUUGCAGAGUUAAGUAAAAUUUUAGACUCAGAUAAAGUAGAUAUAAAUGCCAAAGAUGAUCAGGGAUUAGCACUAUUACAUUGGGCAAGUGAUCAAGGUCAUUUAGAAGCUGUAAAAUUAUUGAUUGAAAGAGGAGCAGAUGUAAAUAUAUUGUCUGAUGUUGAAAAGGAAACGCCUUUACAUCAUGCUUGUAUUUCAGAAAAUUUAGAUUGUGCUAGGUAUUUAUAUCAUCAUGGUGCAAAUUCACUUAUUAAAGAUGCUGAAGAAUCUAUUGCAUUUGAUCACUGUAAUAUUCAAUUUAAAGAAGAAGUUAUUAAAGAAUAA